GAGCCUCGUUUACCUCUGUUUAGGCCUAAUUUUAUGUGGCCCAAGUUCAACAGAAAUUUGAAAUCUUGUCUAACCGGUUUUUGAUACACGUAUGGGUGAGGGAAUGUUAUGAAGUUUACCAAUUAGUCUACGAAUAAUUGAACUUGCAAUGAAAGCUGUUAUGAGUUGUGCAUGUGUCUCUUCGACAACUGCAGAUGGAUUUUGAUAAAGAGCAAGAACCAAUAAUACGAAGGUGGAGGUGCUUUGCCAAGCGACCAAGCAUCACAGUCAUGAUGGUUGCCGUAAGUUUCUGUUUCAUAAUUAUUUUGUGUGCAUUUAGUUUUUCUGGAUUAGGCAAUAAAUCGCAAGCUGCAAAGCGCUUUUAUGCACAUAAAGUAACAUUUUCGACCAAAACACCAUACAAAUACGAAGAAAACACGGAUGUGGUCGUUGAAAAACCUGAGGGAUGCAGAGCUACUCAAUUGAACAUGGUGUUCAGGCAUGGCACAAGAUAUCCGAGUGAAAAUGAUAUCAUUAAAAUCGACAAAAUGCUCGGAGUUUUAAAAAGCUUUCAACAUAAUGAAGAGUUUGUUAAAGCAUUGUCAAAAUUAAAUGUAACGUUGGAGAAUCCAUACAAAGUAAAUUUAGAAAAAGACUUAACAACUGUUGGUGAUAAUGAAUUGUACAAUAUUGGUAAGAGAUAUCAACAAAGGUUUCCUGAGCUACUUGAAAGUAACUUUAGGGUAAAUGAAUUCAAAUUUAAAAGCACAUGUAAAGCUAGAUCAAGCCAAAGUGCAUAUGCCUUUGCUCUUGGUUUUUUGGAAGGCCAUGGAUCAAUUGGUAAUGACAAGGUCCAGCCUGUGCCAAUAGAAAUAAACCCUUGCAAUAAUGACAGUUCCCUACGUUACUAUGAUCUAUGUACCAAAUAUCAGAAGCGGGUUGAAGAUAAUGACACUGCACUUAUUGAAGAAACAAAGUUUAUGUCUGGGAAAGAGGUAGAUGGGGUUGUCAAAAAAGUGAAAGCCUAUCUUCAGUUGCAAAAAGAAAAAAAUGUAACAUCAGCAGAAGUUAAAAUGAUGUAUCUUUUGUGUGCCUUUGCUAUUGGCAUAUUGGACCAGAACAUUAAUAAUGGAUGGUGCAAGCUUUUUGAUGGAGAAGAUUAUGAUGUGAUGGAAUACAUUCUUGAUUUGAAGUCUUAUUACAAAAGAAGUUCAGCAUACAAAAUUACGUAUGAAAGUAGCUGCCCACUGCUUCGAGAGAUUCUGAACUUCAUGAAAGCUAAAUCUGAAAAAUCAUCAGAAUCGGAAUUGUUUAGAGGCAUUUUCAGAUCUUCACAUGCAGAAACUGUAAUACCAUUAUACGCCUUGAUGGGACUGCUUGUUGACGAAAGACAUCUUCUUGCCAGCAAUUACAAUGAAAUGAAGAACAGGGAAUUCAAAGGAAGCAGAAUAGCACCAUUUGCUGGCAACCUUGCUAUAGUGUUAUAUGAAUGCACAAACAAUACUCAUAAAGUGCAACUGUAUAACAAUGAAAAAUUGAUGAAACUACCAUGUUGCAAAUCAUCAAUUGAUUGCCCAUUUGAAGAAUUUAGAAGAUGUUAUGAAAAAAUUGCCACAGAUUGUAAUUUAAAAAGUUUGUGCAAUGUUAAUUCCACAGCAACUCAUGAUGAGCUCUAGAAAGUAUUGUAAAUUAUUUGCUUUCUUAAUUUCCUCUGUUAGAAACAUAAACAUGAGUACAGGAUGUAGUGAAAUAAAUUCAUUUCAGUUAAAUUUUUUAGUAACUCAUCAUUAUAUUUAUUUGAGCAAGGAUUUCUUUGUGAAAUUAAGGACAUUUGUGAUUUUGAGUUUAUUUUGCUUUUUGAAAUGUAAUAAUGGAUCAAGAUAGAUAGAAGAAAAUGUA
Messenger RNA from Rhopilema esculentum, 1878 nucleotides. RefSeq names its product multiple inositol polyphosphate phosphatase 1-like. Gene Ontology annotation, molecular function: acid phosphatase activity; inositol phosphate phosphatase activity. NCBI's taxonomy places the organism in Eukaryota, Metazoa, Cnidaria, Scyphozoa, Rhizostomeae, Rhizostomatidae. The record is from RefSeq and is a predicted model, not a curated record.